AUGAUGGGAUUUGUUGGGGUGCUGCGGAUGUUGGCGGCAUUUUCCCUGUUGUCAGCGGGGCAUUAUUUUGCCGCCGUUUUUCUUCCAGUGGCGGACUGCGAUGAGACGUUUAAUUUCGUUGAGCCCAUUCACCAAUUGCUCUACGGCAGCGGACUGCAGACGUGGGAAAACUGCCCCCUUUACGCACUGCGCUCUUGGCUCUUUACGUGGAUCUACGCCUCCCCUGCGCUUCUCAUGUCAGGGAUGCCGAGCCCGCGAAGUGUCGAUGUGUAUUUUUUUAACCGCAUUUUUCACGGCCGCAUGGCGUGCCUCAGUGAAUUGUUUCUUGUCUACAGCGUGCGGAAGGCGAUCUCUGGGAGGGCCGCGGCGGUGACACUGGCGUUGCUGCUGUUCAACUACCCCAUUCUCCAUGCCGCCGUGAGCGCGCUGCCGACAAGUUUUACGAUGAUUAAUUACUUCAUGGCACUGGGUUUUUGGCUGCGCAGCGGUCACAGGAGCGCCCGGGACAAAAACACUCCCGCUGUGGCCUCUACUGGCCGUCACACAGGGACGUCAAGACGGCGACGAAGCGAAUCGCAUCACUUCAGCGUCUUUGGAACCGUUUUUUUUGCCGUUUUUGCAUGCGCUGUAGUUUGGCCAUUUGCGGGCUUUGCGGUUCUUCCAAUGGCUUUGGAUUUGAUUGUGCGACACCCAAAGGCAUCGGUAGUAUCGCUGCUCCUCGCAAUUGCUCUCAUUAUACCGCUGGCUGUGGGUCUCGACACAUUGUACUACUGCCGCGUCACAUGGAGCGCAUGGAACCUCGUGCGGUACAACUUGAAGGGGGGAGCAGAAUUAUAUGGUGUGGAGCCUUGGUAUUACUUCAUCAAGAAUCUUUUACUCAAUGCACACGUCUUGUUCCUUGCAGGUGUUGUGGCACCGUGUGUAAUCAUCCUUAGACCGACACUAAACGGUAGCCUUAAGCAUACCCGUGACAGCACGAAACAUGAUUAUAACAGCCGGAAUUACAAGGAGAAGGGGGGUGCCCGUGAAGAGGCAGCCACAAUGCAGCGGAAACGCGCUGCACUUCCUCUUCCUUUCACUUCUUUUUCAUUGGUGGAUGUAAAGGCAUACAUGGCGUCGGUGCCAUCCGCACUACCGUCUUCGUCAUCGUCACUGCCCCCUUCGAGGAGUUGCAUGCUGUUGUACAUCUCUCCCUUUUUUGUGUGGUUUACUUUUUGGCUUACGGUGGCACAUAAAGAGGAGCGUUUCAUGGCGCCGGUGUACCCUUUUCUUCUUCUUGCCGCCGCGCUGAGCUUCACACUCGUAUUCUUUCCCUCUGACUCAGCUUCCGGCAUGACGACCGGCACCAGAGCAGCACCAGCGCCAUCUGCAAAAGCGACGGACCAGGACUCGAAUGAGAAAAUGGGACGACACGCUUUGGCUCGUGGGAAAUUGCCACGAAAGUCGCGGCUGCUACCCGUCACGGGCUGCAUUCUACUGCUACUCUGUGGUGUCCUGUCACUCUCGCGCAGUAUGGCCGUCUACCACUUCUACGCCGGGCCGCAGCGAUUGAUGUAUGAUACAUAUGAUGCGCUCCAGCGUGCAGCGGCACAUAAAAUUGCGUCGCAAAAAGGGGGAAAUAACAUGACAUUAUCAGACGAUCUUUACACGGUUUGUGUUGGCCGUGAGUGGUACCGCUUCCCCUCGUCCUUCUUUCUGGACACGCAGAGGACACGGGUGGCAUUCAUAAAGACGGAUGGCUUCUCAGGGGCAUUGCCGCUGCCAUUCAGGCGAGAUGAUUCCUACGCCACAUGUCGCUGCGGUGCUGCCGGUGUAAACGAUCUGAAUCAAGAGAUUGCCGAACAGUACGUGUCGGAUGCUGCCCUGGAGUGCGACGCUAUUCUUGACAGCCAUAGUGCAUAUGAUUCAAGUGACUUGAAGAACUAUCCGCAGGACGUCUUUGCGUACCCUCUGGUAGCUACAGCGAAGCCGCGGCAGUACCGGCUGCUGGAUGUGGACAGGACUCCGAUGUGGUGUCGAGUGUUGUAUUACCCAUUUGGCAUCAGCGAGCGGUGUGCCGUAUGGCAGCGUGUUGAACUGUUAAGCAAACACCGUCUCCAUGCCAGUACGUAA
Trypanosoma cruzi is the source of this 2112-nucleotide messenger RNA. RefSeq lists its product as uncharacterized. NCBI's taxonomy places the organism in Eukaryota, Euglenozoa, Kinetoplastea, Trypanosomatida, Trypanosomatidae. Bases 1 to 2112 code for a protein of 703 amino acids. Gene Ontology annotation, cellular component: endoplasmic reticulum membrane. The transcript has a single exon. Gene Ontology annotation, molecular function: alpha-1,2-mannosyltransferase activity. Gene Ontology annotation, biological process: protein N-linked glycosylation. The record is from RefSeq and is a predicted model, not a curated record.